Messenger RNA from Pseudomassariella vexata, 1441 nucleotides. RefSeq lists its product as uncharacterized. The record is from RefSeq and is a predicted model, not a curated record. Lineage: Eukaryota; Fungi; Ascomycota; Sordariomycetes; Amphisphaeriales; Pseudomassariaceae. Bases 481 to 1341 code for a protein of 286 amino acids. The transcript has a single exon.
AAAUUGCCAUCCUGACGUAAUCCGAUUUCCAAAUUCCGGCUGUUUGCUGUAGAAAGCCCCUGAGAUCACACUUUCAAACUGGUACUGGUCACCAUGCACGUCAAACUUGAGUGCCACCUACAACGAGACACCGCGAGGAAGGCGCCAGAUGAAAUGUGUAGUGCCCCAUCAUAAUUCAGACAGUCAGAGUUUCUCAGGUAAUUCUCGUUCGUUACUCCAGUGGUGCUUCUGGAGGAGUAAUCCGCUUUGGAAUUUAGACGCCCAGUGGUGGUCCCAUGUUGGCCCAGCAGACAACACUCAUCUUGCCUGGCUCUAUAAAAGUUCGACGUGCGACCUUAUUGAAUUCAUCGUUCUGCACAUGGCUACUAUGCAUUUUUCAGCUUUGUUAUCAUUCACUCGCUGCUUCAUACCCAAACCAGGGGAUCAAGACUACAACACCUCGAAAGACCGAGCACCGAAAGCCCUUGGAGCCUUGCCACGAUGUCGGCCUUGGAAAUACCGACACUUGACCAAGUCCACCAUGGCUACCACUACGACUGCCACUACACUCAACCAUACCCCGAUACUAGGUGUCCCGAUGUGAACUAUUUCGGUACCUGGGUUCCAACAGACCCACAAGUAAAGACCGGGGAGAUCUGUGGCAGAGGCAAUCAGGAUGAAAUGGCACACACUAGGAUGGUACUUGCCGCUUCUCUGCGGCUUCUCUUCAAAAACGAAAACCUGGAUGAUGAGGCUCGUCGACGCAAGGAGGAAAAAUCAAAGAUUUGGGAUAAAAAAGCACUCGAAUUUCGUCUCAGCCCAGAGUUUCAGAGGAAUCUUCAAUAUAUGCGGGAUCGGAGGGCGAUGACAGCCCGUAUGGACACAGCACCAUGCGAUGGUGCUUUACAUACUAUUGGAGCCUGGCCAUUGUGGAAUAUGCCGAUGGACAAUGCUGGAAUCUUUAAUGGGGGGAUCAGAAGCAGGCCACAUCCCAAUGCCUUCAUGUUCAACAACUUAAGCGCCGGCGAGAAAGAUCGCAAAUUAUCUGUUCUCACUGAAACUGGGACGCUGGAUGCGCUCGUCGACACUGGUUCGAGUACUUCCUGUGCCACUCUCGAGGUACUACGUGAUCACUUUCCAUCGGCGUACCUAGUUCAAUGUAACGAAGAAAUCAUCGAAUCGCUCCCGUUCCACGCACCGUCACUUUCGGCGAAGUGGCGUGCGAGAAUUCGAGUCAAGAUUGUUGAUUACCAUGGCAAAGGCUGGGAUUUCACUCUCGACGUUUUGGUUUACGAAGAUCUCCCCGCCGCGCUCCUUUUUGGCAGUCAUUUUCUCAGAUCCAGCCAGCUGCAUGUCAGAUAGGGAGGUAACGGGGGUAAGGACAGUAUUGAGAUUGCCGACUCGGGGCUUUACGUCAAGGCUCUCAGCCCAAUACUCACGGUCCGAAGAAGGCAUCCUGCAU